AUGAAAGGCAUGUUAGCCUCUAUGGACUCGGAAAUAAGUGCCAUCGAUGACACUACAGAUUUGGUUUCACCUUCUUCAUCACCCUCUUCAUUUCCAUCACAACCUACCUCUCCAUCUUCAUCUACAACAAUAGCUUCAUCACCACCAAUAACAAUAUUGGAAGAAAAAGAAGAGGAAAAAUCAGCAAAUGAUUACUUGAUGGAAUUUGAUGAUUUCUUCUCGAGACCGAAUAGAAACCGAUCGAAUGCUCACCGAUUCGAACCUGUACAUUUAAAGAGAGGACUCAACAGGAAAACUCUGAUAAUUUCCAAUUCAUCAUCAUUGUCAGCGUCCAUUAGUGAUGCUGCCAAUACGAGUAUUGGUACUGUUGUUAACAAGGAAGAAGAGGAAGCAGCAUUGGAAGAAGAAAAGGCAUUUGUUAAAUCUGAUGUUAUUUACAUGUUUGAAAUUGUGAGAGAGAAUGCAAAGAAAAUUAAUUUAAAUAUUGACAAUGAACAAAAUAAGGAUAGAAAUGUCUUGUUGGAUGAAUUGUUGAAUCAAUCGAGAUAUUCAUUUUGUGUUUCUUCCAAAUCAAGUGAUGAAGUUUGUGGACAACAUUUGCUGCCAAAUGUUGAAGAUUUCUCAACUGUCAGAGUACAAUUGAAGAAGGAAUACUCAGAUACUUUGGAUAUUUCUAAAUUUCAUUCUGUAUUUUCACAAUACGAAACUUCUUUUUUCGUUAGUGAUCAACAUAUUUGGGUUGCUGGUUGUAAUGAUGAUUAUAGAUUGGGGUUAGGUCACAAUAUGCCUCUCACUGUUGUGCCAUCUCUUCUCCGUUACAAUUUCAAGAAUAGAAAAGUAAGAAAAAUAUGUAUUCUCAAGAGGUCCACAGUUUUUCUCACCGAUGACUACAAUGCAUAUGCUUGUGGUUUGAAUAUUUUCGUCAAGGGGCCUUACGAUACCAAACCAAAUUCACUCCAUCUCGACAGUAUUACACAUUUAACAAGUGGAAUUGUGGAUGCUGUAAAUACAGAUGACAGUGUUUUCUUCUUGACUGCUGAGGGAACAGUCCUUGUCGCUGGUGAUACAGAAACAUUGACACCUUUUUUGGCUACCUUGACAGAACCUCAAAAUGCAGUAGUUGCCAGUAACUUAUGUAUUAGAGUACUGACCAGUUUGUUUGGAAAGGAAAUUAUCAAAAUUUCAUGCAGUGAUGAUGAUGGUUUAACAUUGAUGUGUUUAGCCAAGGACAGACAAACCAUUUGGGGAUUGGGAAAUAAUAUGAGUGGAAUAUUCGGAGUCGGAUUGGCUAGAACCUUUAAUGGACCUAAGGAAAUAACGUUCUUUAAGGAAAAUGGAAUAGAAAUUGAGGAUUUGAAAUGCAGUAAAUUUGGAGAAUGUUUUUUCCUUACGCAGAACGGUAAAGUUUAUCAAACAGGAGGCUCGUCUGAUUUUUACAUCCCAAAACAAAUAUUAAUCGAGCAUAACAUUGUUUCCGUGGAUGAAGAUACCAUAUUCAAGAAUUCCCAUGGUAGAUUUUUGUACAGUUGUGGCUUGACCAAAGCUGUUGGGGUAUACAAGUAUUUCAAUGAAAGGUUCCAAAUUGCCCACAAUGCAUUCAUGCAUUUUACCGAGACUGCAAACAUUUCAACACCAGAGAGUUUAAACAUUUUCACACUCGACAAGAAGAAGAUCAAAUCUGGAGAGCUUGUUGUCGUACCAAAGGCUCUGCUCUUUGGAUGUCGUCACUAUUUUGACUCUACGAAGGAGCUCCCUCCUGAACCAGUUGAGAAAUCCAUGUCUCAUUUCUCAAAGACAACUAUUGGGGGCACAACAUUUUUCGAAAUGAUGGCUUCCCAUAGUGGAAAUUUACCUUCUGGUCUUCAUAAUCCAGAGGCAAACUAUGUAACAGUACCUUCAAAUAUCAUAAUGACAUCUUUAUUUAUCAGUUUUAUUAACAGCCAGCCAGCUUAUAAGCUAUUGGUUGGAGAGUUCAAUUCUUCAGAUUAUGAAUCAAUGUUUUACAAUAAGCAAAUUCCUGAGAGUGCUGAAAGAGAUUUAAAAACUCUUUCGGAAUUUUUGGGUAUUGAUUCUUUUAACAAACUAUUCGUAACCAAUCACAUUAUUUCUAAAAAUUUUGACAAAGAAAAUGCCUUACUGACCUCUAAUGAGGAACUUUCCAAGAGAGAAAAUUUUGAGAUUUAUCACCACAUUUCCGACCUUUACAAAUCCAUCACAUCAAGCAACAGCAUUGAGGAGGAUAAGGAACAAUUCAGAGAAAAUCAUUUCAGCAACAUGAAGCCCCACGUUCUUUCAAAGGAAAUUCAAUUUUGUUUUGAGAAUAACAUGACAGUAUGGAUAACAGAGUUGUACUAUUAUAUUGCGGAUCAAUCAAAAUAUACUGAUACAGAUAUUGUAAACACCCUCAACGUUGUACAAAAUGUAAUUCCAACAACAUUUGAAGAGAUGAGAUCUUACUGCUUCCAAAUUCUAAAUCUAACUAAUGUGAAGGAAAAUAGGAAGGACGUGUUCCGUAUGCUAAAGAACACUCCUUUCAAUUAUGUUUCAAAAGCAGAAACUGUCUUUAUAGCCAUCACAAUUUGUUUAGCUGUCAAACUAUUAUCAAAGAAGGAAGCAUUCACCAAAUCAUUCUGCAAUGUAGACUCUGAGCAGCACAUUUUAUUAUCAGCUAUUUUGAGUUCACAUGAGGAAUCUAUUUCAAAAUUUUUCCAAAAGGAGGGAUUUUCUGGACCAAAUACUCUUAACAAGAGAAUUUCAGAAAAACAAGUGUCAAACUUUAUCAGUACACACAUGUGGAAUUUUGGAAUUACUCUUAUUAGGGAAUUGAACAAGCUUUCAAUAGAAAACAAGGGGUUGCUUUUGCUAAAGCAUCUUAUCAUGAAUUGCCUUUCUACUGAUGGACCAAAGUGGAAACCUCCAAAUAUGGUCGUCUAUGGAAACCACUAUAUCAUUUUGAAAAAGAUGGGAGAAGGAACUGAAGGAGCAGUUUUUAAAUGUUUUGACAGAACUACUCAUUCAUUUGUAGCCCUUAAACGAUGUACUGAAGUUAUGGAUCAGGAUAAAAUCAAGGAAAUGAAUAGACAUUUGGAUCUAGUUAUGAAAAUAUCUGAUCACAAGAACUUGGUAACAAUUGUAAAGAAAUUCGUAGAGAGAAAAGGAGAAAUGUUCAAUGAUUAUGGACUCAAUGUAGUAAUGAACUUUAUCCCUCACGGAACUCUUUUUGAUCAUUUGAAUCAGUAUAGAAACGAUCCAAAUUAUUUACAUUACCCAGAGUGGCUUUCGUUUGCAAUUGACAUUUCAACAGGAAUAGACCAGCUCCAUUACCAAAAUUUCAUCUAUAGAGAUUUGAAAUCUGAGAAUAUUCUUCUUGAUUCCGAAAAGAAUGGUAAACUAUUCUGUAAGAUUUCAGAUUUCGGUUUGUUGACAAGAUGGGAUCCAAGAGCAAGUGUCAGUAGAAAGGGAACACCAUUAACAAUGGCUCCUGAAUAUAUGGAUUCUAAUCUUAAAAUUGACAGGUCAGGUGAUAUAUUUUCGUUGGGAUGUGUAUUCUAUGAGUUAUUAACUCUAGAAAGAGAUUUGACAAUCAACGGUCAAAGAUUCCUAAUGCAUGAAGCAAUUAGAAACAAUCAAGCGGCGACCCAUUUCAGACUUUGUAAGACAUUGGAGAGAAAUGGAUUCCCUCCACUCGUACAAAGACUGGUAAUUUCCAUGCUUCAAAGAAAGGCCUAUCUCAGACCUCAAGCUUAUCAAGUCGUAAGAAUAUUAGAAUCGUUUAGAGAUAAUGGAUUUUUCACAUUGGAGAAACAAUUAGAACAAAUAUUACUUCCAGUUCCAGUUACCAAUCCUACAAGUGAGGCUGUUCCUAAAGAUGAUAAGAAGAGAUACUCGUCUGUUCUUCUCAAUGGAAGAUACAAAAUGAUAAGAAAGAUUGACAUUGCUGGUUUAGAAUCUGGUAUUAUAAGUUUCCUUUGUGCUGAUAUCAAGAAUAAUGACAAGGAAGUUGCCACAUUCAUGUUUUUACACUUUGGAGUAUUUUGUAAAAAUCUCUUGCAAUAUCAGUUCCAUCAUGAACAUAUUGUUCAAAAGGUAGAGGAAUUUACAGAUGAGAGGAGUUUUUACAUUAUUACUACUCAUUUGAAAGGAGGAAACUUAUUGGACUUUUGUAAAUCAAAUAAGCUCACAGAGGAAAAGAUUGUUUCCUCUCUUCUCAAGAAUGCGAUGGCUCAACUGUGUGAUGCAGUAGUUCAUAUUCAUGAGAGAAAGAAAGUUCACUUGGGUUUAUGUUGUGAAAACAUUCGUUUCCAUCUCUCCUCAUGGCAGAGUAUGGAAAUUAUGAUUUCAGUAUUGGACUCUGUCAUGGAUGUUUCAGAAUUAGAAAAAGGCAUACCUAAUCAAUUGUUAUAUAAUGUAUUUAUUCCUGAAUAUCAUUGCAGACACAACGAUAAGGAAUUAUCUUUUGCUUCGGAUAUAUUUUCAUUAGGAUUGAUUUUCUAUCAAUUAAUAACCAGAGAUUUGAAAACAACCUUCAGAGUCAUGACAGAAACUGAAAUGAAUGCUUCAGUCGAAGAACAAUUGAAACUCCACUCAACAAACGAAGAACUCAUCCAAUUAAUUAUUGAAAUGUUGAGCUGGGAACCUUCCAGAAGACCUAAUGCCAAACAGAUUAAAUCUCGUUUACUUUGAGGAAUAAAAAUCAAUUUUAGAUCUUCAG
Messenger RNA from Naegleria gruberi, 4711 nucleotides. RefSeq names its product serine/threonine-protein kinase Nek3. Bases 1 to 4683 code for a protein of 1560 amino acids. Gene Ontology annotation, molecular function: ATP binding; protein kinase activity. The record is from RefSeq and is a predicted model, not a curated record. NCBI's taxonomy places the organism in Eukaryota, Heterolobosea, Eutetramitea, Acrasida, Naegleriidae. Gene Ontology annotation, biological process: protein phosphorylation. The transcript is spliced from 9 exons.